AUGCAGCUCAAGACUUUUACGUUGCUUUUCGCAGUGCAAACUACCAUUGCUAGCCAAGUAAAAUGGGCAGGUGUCAACUUGUUUGGUCUCGCCAACGAUGUCAACAUCCUCGGAUCAGCUUACAACACCUUCCUCGACCUGUCCUGCAAGCCAAGUUAUCACAGCUAUCCAUACAUAAACACCGUUGAAGACUACAAGUCAUGGCACGACAAAGGCUUCAAUCUAUUUCGAAUUGCUAUGGCUUGGCAACAUGUUCAGACGUCGCUUGGGGGCAGCCUGAAUGAGACCAACAUGGAAGCAGUUGACAAGCUGGUAAGGGCUAUUACCGAUGACGGUGGACAAGCCAUCCUGGAUAUUCACAACUAUGCACGUUGGUACUGCGCCGUGAUUGACCAACCUGAAGUGUCAUUCCUCAAUCCCAACAUCACCGUUACGAACGACCUCUUUGCCGAUCUCUGGACAAGGCUUGCCGAAAGGUACAAAUCAAACCCCAAGGUCAUCUUCCAACUCAUGAAUGAGCCUCAUGAUCUCGACAUUGCCAAAUGGAGCACAACCAACCAGGCGGCAAUUCUUGCAAUCCGAAACGUCACCGACAAACAGAAGAUUCUUGUCUCAGGAACACAAUUUGCUCGUCUCGUUGACUGGGAAGCUUUCUCUCAACCAGGCAUCGGUCCCGGCCUCAUUCAAGACCCCGCCAACAACACUCUCUACGACUUCCACCAGUACUUUGACGAUAUCGCUGGCGCAUAUGGUCUCUGCGAGCCCUGGAGUGGUUUCGUCAAGAGGUUUGAAGAAGUCACUCGCAUCUUGCGCCGCAAUGGCUUUCAAGGAAUGGUCACAGAGUUUGGAGGUGGACCUUUCCCCCAGUGUGCUGACACGAUUCAAUCUAUGCUGGCAUUCCUCGAUCGCAACAGUGAUGUCUGGUAUGGAUGGACUGCUUGGGGUAGCUUCAAUGAGGGCUCGGACUUGUACCUGAGUUUGGACAGGAACUCGACCUACAACCUUAUCACUAGGACUCUGGAAAAGUUCGUUCCGAAGUAG
Messenger RNA from Fusarium mangiferae, 1041 nucleotides. RefSeq lists its product as uncharacterized. Bases 1 to 1041 code for a protein of 346 amino acids. The record is from RefSeq and is a predicted model, not a curated record. Gene Ontology annotation, biological process: glucan catabolic process. Gene Ontology annotation, molecular function: hydrolase activity, hydrolyzing O-glycosyl compounds. NCBI's taxonomy places the organism in Eukaryota, Fungi, Ascomycota, Sordariomycetes, Hypocreales, Nectriaceae. The transcript is spliced from 4 exons.